AUGAGGGAUACGUCUUGGGAUACUCCGUACAUUCAUGGAAAGGAUCAAGAAGGCGAUGAGACCUUAGGUCUACAUAAUUUCGAAUCAACUCUGACAGUGUUUCUUGAUAAUCAGAAGGUGGAGUUCUCGCCAGAAGAGUUUCUACAUGAGGCAUGGACGCAGGGAUUCGAUACGCCGUGCACUGCGUGCAAAGAGAAUUUUGACCUUGCCGCUGAACCUCCUGUACGGCUUCUUGGUCUAGGUCAGCAUGUGGACGUCACGGACCCUCUGAAACAAGAUCUGCCGCCUCUUUGUGUUCAGAAUUACCACCUCAGAUGCUUGAAAGCAAGUAGUAUCAGAUAUAUUCCAGUCUCCCACCCGUGGCACUCGUCAGUGGCAGAGACUUACGCACUCCGCACUUUCAACGCGAAAGCAGCACAGACUUGCUACGAAGCUCCACUUCGCACGCUCAUGGCUGUACAACGUCACUUCGGACCCGACUGUCUACUCUGGCAUGACUACAUCAGUAUACCACAAUGGCAUAACGAAUUCCGAGGCACCGUUAUCUUGCCGCAGAUAUUCAAAAUAUUCGAGGCCAGUGGCAGCUCAAUUCUCCACCUUGGACAACUGCCUCCUCCAGAGAUUGUCCGCGAGCCAACACUUGACGUGAUCAAUCGAUACAAUGAUGGCUUGCAGCACUUCUUCAAUGCACACCUGUUCAGUCGAUUGUGGCCAAUCGUAGAGUUCGAUAAGGCUGGGGAAGCAUAUAUCAUGAGCAACGAAUAUGGCAUCGUGGAGCCCAAAUUCACAACGUUUGUCAAGGAAAUUCUAGAUGCCACAACGGUGGAGAGUACACCUACCUCGGUUGAGAAUCUUACUUCACUGCAAUGGAUUAACCAUUUGCCACUUUUCAUUCGGGAGAGACAAAAGAACAAAUGUUUCGGCUAUGUUUUCGAUAUGAUCGCGGACCUGGGUUGCCGCUCAUUCCGCGACAAAUUUAUAGGAGCUGCUGAGCUUCUCGGGAUUCCCGAUUAUCCUACCGAGCUUCCUGUGGAUGUCCAAGACGCGUGUCUGUGGCUCGCAAAGAGACAGAUUCAGAAUAAUGAUCUCAGUGGAUUGUUACUCAGACCGUCCCAGGAGCCUCUACACGCAAAGGCUAACUGGCUCAAAGGCCAUCAAUCGAUUGUUCCAAACAUGUGGGGCUGGGGUGUAGAAAUACAACCCGCAAAAAGGUUGCCUCAGAUACAGGGUCAUUCCGUGUGUUUGGACUUCCACUACGUCGGGAAUGUGACACAUGAUCUCACAUGGGGGCCCUCUGCAGAUCUUUCGUCGGAUUCGUCAUCGAAUGAAUUGCACGAUCUGCUCUUGGAAACCCAAGAAUCGGCAGAAAGUCUUGUCAGACGUUUAGAGACCAUUGAUCCUCAUACACUCAUUCGCUCUGACCACGUCAAUAAUGGUUCGAGAGCUCCUUCUCUCCAUUUCCGCGUCUCGACUUCAAAGUCAAUACUAAGAACACUUCGUUACCUUUUUGAUCGAACAAUCCAAGGCAGAAGGGACGAGCAACCUGCGAAUUUGUCAGGGUUAUACGACGAUGUUAUGUCCUUACUUGCCCUUUCGGCUUCCGCGCCAGCGCCUGAACUCGAGCAUUUUGAAAGCUUUGGUCUUUCCAAGCUUCACCAAGAACUCUGUGGUUUGUCUGAAAGCCACCUCGUGUCAGUAAGCUGUCCAGACUGUCGUACUCAGUCAUCAUUUCGUGCACAGCUAUGGCAGCAACCAACAGCGGACACACGACUCUAUCUCAUUCCAAAAUUGACAUAUCAGUACACCGCCGCCGGAGGGAUUGGUGUUUUAUUGGAUAAAGGUCACAUUAUUGGGCGAUCGCGUUUCUGUGCUGCACCUUGCAACUGCAAUCAUGAGGUUACAGUCACCAUUACUUGA
Messenger RNA from Alternaria arborescens, 1917 nucleotides. RefSeq lists its product as hypothetical. NCBI's taxonomy places the organism in Eukaryota, Fungi, Ascomycota, Dothideomycetes, Pleosporales, Pleosporaceae. The transcript has a single exon. The coding region runs from base 1 to 1917 and encodes 638 amino acids. The record is from RefSeq and is a predicted model, not a curated record.